Ictidomys tridecemlineatus (thirteen-lined ground squirrel) is the source of this 2770-nucleotide messenger RNA. It is a transcript of the gene Mars2, whose product is annotated as methionyl-tRNA synthetase 2, mitochondrial. Lineage: Eukaryota; Metazoa; Chordata; Mammalia; Rodentia; Sciuridae. The record is from RefSeq and is a predicted model, not a curated record. Gene Ontology annotation, molecular function: methionine-tRNA ligase activity; ATP binding. Gene Ontology annotation, biological process: methionyl-tRNA aminoacylation.
GCUUGGCUGCGCAUGCGCCCCUCACACGUGCGUUUAAGACGCCGUCUCCACAGCUUAGGCCGGCUGGAACUAUGCUGCGAAUAUCUGUCCUCAGGCUGCUGGGAUACUCGGGGACCCGCAGGGUCUCUCUCCUGGAGAGUUCUGGCCCACGCCACUAUGGUUCAGGUUCUCAGUGUACCCGCGAUGAUCCUCAGGACACGCGCGCAUACUUCACCACACCCAUUUUCUACGUGAACGCGGCGCCGCACAUCGGACACCUGUAUUCUGCACUCUUGGCAGAUGCCCUUUGCCGCCACCGUCGCCUCCGAGUUCCCAGAACUGCCGCAACCCGAUUCUCUACAGGCACCGACGAGCACGGUCUGAAAAUUCAACAGGCGGCGGCCACUGCCGGCGUGGCCCCGAUUGAGCUGUGCGAUCGAGUCUCUGCCCAGUUUCAGCAACUUUUCCAGAAGGCUGGCAUCUCCUCCACCGACUUUAUCCGCACCACGGAGGCCCGGCACCGGGUGGCCGUGCAGCACUUCUGGGGGGUGCUGAAGUCCCGGGGUCUGCUCUACAAAGGGCUCUAUGAAGGUUGGUAUUGCGCCUCUGACGAGUGCUUCCUUCCUGAGGCCAAGGUCACCUGGCAGCCGGGCCCGUCGGGGGAUUCCUGCCCUGUAUCUCUCGAGAGCGGGCAUCCUGUCUCCUGGACCAAGGAAGAAAACUAUAUUUUCAGGCUUUCUCAGUUCCAGGAGCCACUACAACGUUGGCUGCGAAGCAACCCUCAGGCCAUCACUCCAGAGCCAUUCUAUCACGGAGUCCUUCAAUGGUUGGAGGAGGAGCUACCAGAUCUAUCUGUUUCUCGAAGGAGCAGCCACCUGCACUGGGGCAUUCCAGUUCCUGGGGACGAUUCACAGACCAUCUAUGUAUGGCUGGAUGCCCUGGUCAACUACCUCACCAUAAUUGGCUACCCCAAUGCUGAGUUCAAAUCUUGGUGGCCAGCCACAUCUCAUAUCAUAGGUAAGGAUAUACUCAAAUUUCAUGCCAUCUAUUGGCCUGCCCUUCUCUUAGGGGCUGGAUUGAGCCCACCACAUCGCAUCUAUGUCCACUCCCACUGGACGGUGUGUGGCCAAAAGAUGUCCAAGAGCUUGGGCAACGUGGUGGAUCCCAGGACUUGCCUUGAUCGAUAUACUGUGGACGGCUUCCGUUAUUUUCUUCUUCGGCAGGGUGUUCCUAGCUGGGACUGUGACUACUACGAUGAGAAGGUGGUUAAGUUGCUGGACUCUGAGCUGGCAGAUGCCUUGGGGGGUCUUUUGAACCGAUGCACUGCUAAAAGAAUAAACCCUUCUGGAACCUAUCCAGCCUUUUGCACUACCUGCUUCCCUAGUAAGCCAGGGUUGGUGGGACCAUCAGUUCGUGCUCAGGCAGAGGAUUAUGCUCUCGUGAGUGCAAUGGCUAGUUUGCCCAAGCAGGUAGCAGAGUAUUAUGAUAACUUUCAGAUCUAUAAGGCUCUGGAGGCAGUGUCCAGCUGUGUUCGGCAAACUAAUGGUUUUGUCCAAAGGCAUGCACCGUGGAAAUUGAACUGGGAGAGCCCAGCAGAUGCUCUCUGGCUGGGUACUGUGCUUCAUGUGGCUUUGGAAUGUUUGCGUGUCUUUGCAACUUUGCUUCAGCCUGUUACCCCAAACCUAGCUGACAAGUUGCUGUCCAGGCUGGGGGUCUCUGCUACAGAGAGGGGACUUGGAGAUCUCUUUUUCUUGCCUCGAUUCUAUGGACAUCCAUGUCCUUUUGAAGGGAGGAGGUUGGGACCUGAAACUGGGCUUUUGUUUCCAAGACUUGACCAGUCCAGGGCUUGGCUGGUGAAAGCUCACAGGACCUAAAAGCUCAUUUCUUACUGGCUUGGGGUAAAAGCAAUGUGUUAUUUUCAUUUUCAGGAAGGUUAUACUAGUGUUUUCUGAGCACAUACUCCAUGUGCCCGUGAACAAUGGUUUGUAGCCUUUCAGGUGAAGACUAUUUCCAUUUCUCCAUGCCCAUCAACCACUGUCUUUUGUGCACCAAUGUUCUAAGAUGUCUCUAGGGGAAAUGUGGGUAAGAGAGAAAAUUGCUGAUAUUUUCCCCCCAUUAUACCUCCUCUUAAACCACAGUUAUGUUAUCUGUUUGCCCAAACUACCUCUCAUUACUUCUGCUUCUCAGGCCAAUAAGUACAGUGACUCCUUUUAUUGAGAGAGGGGUUGGAGCCUCCCAGCCUCAGCUUUUAUAGGCAGCCCUACUUUGUUAACAUUGGGUUUUUGCAGAUUCUUUUAAAAACCAUAUGAUUUUUGCCCAUAUUCAUUCAUUUAAACUCCAUGCCUACUAGGACUCCCUACUUUGUCAGUCAGUCCAAACAGUUGUGUUUUGUAACAUUACACUUCAACCAGUAGAUGGCUCUAGCCUCACACUUAAUUACUUAAAAUAGAAGUUUCAGAAUUAAGUUUUCUGCUAAUUUCACUGGGCUUUAAAUUUUUAUACUUUUCUUGAUGAUGAGAUAUCAUAAGGGAUUUUUUUUUUUUGUGUGUGUGUGUGUGUGUAUAUUUGUGUGGUAUUGGGGAGUAAACCCGGUGCCUUGUCCACGCUAGCCACUCUACCACUGAGCUAUAUCCCUAAUCUUGACUCUCUUAAAAUAACAAUUAUUUGCCACCACUGCUAUUUUGAUAAGUUCUUUUUUUGGUGGUGUUGGAGAUUCAAGCCAGGGCCUUGCGCAUGCUAGGCAAGUGCUCUACCACUGAGCUACAUCCCCAGCCCUCAGGUUUUUUUUUUU